UAUAAAUGCUCAACUUCUAAGUCCGAAAGCAGACGAAACAUAUAUUCUUGUGGGAGAAAGAAUCUACAAGGAUCACACUGCAAAGAGAAACUAAUUAAGUACUGAAACUCUGAAGCUAGCACACAAACAACACAAGUAUACUCCAUUUAAGUUUCUUCAGAGAGAGAGAGAGACAAAGAAGCAGAAGAUUAAGAUGGAAUGGAAGAAAUAUUAUUUGGAUGUGAUGCUGGUACCAUCAGGAUUUCUGUUAAUCACUGGUUACCAUUUCUGGCUAUGGCAUAAGGUCCGCACACAACCUUCUUCCACCAUUAUUGGAAUCAAUUCUCAUGGAAGACGCUCCUGGAUCCCUGCCAUGUUGAAGGACAUUGAAAAGAAGAACAUCCUAGCAGUUCAAACUCUCCGUAAUCUGAUAAUGGGCUCAACUCUCAUGGCCACCACCUCCAUCCUCCUCUCCGCCGGGUUGGGAGCCGUCAUAAGCAGCACUUACAGCGUGAAGAAGCCUCUCAACGACGCCGUCUACGGCUCUCACGGCGAGUUCAUGGUGGCUCUCAAAUACGUGACACUCCUAACCAUAUUCUUAUUCUCAUUUUUCUGUCACACCCUGUCUAUCAGGUUCUUCAACCAGGUGAGUGUCCUCAUUUGCACACCAUUAGAUGUCCCAUCCAUGGUGACCCCUGAAUAUUUGAUUGAGCUUUUGGAGAAAGGAACCAUUUUGAGCACUGUUGGUAACAGGCUUUUCUACUCAGCACUUCCUCUUGUGCUUUGGAUCUUUGGACCGGUUCUCGUUUUCUUGUGUUGUGUCGCUAUGAUUCCUGUGCUUUACAAUUUGGACUUUGUUUGUGGGAGUGGAAAGGGAUCCAAGAUGAUGAAGAAUGACAAAGGGAGUGAUCACUACGUCGUUUGAUCACUAUCGAGACAAUACAAUUGAUUAUGAAGUCAUAAUCAAAUUUAGUAGAAGAUUCCAAGUUUCAGAAUUGAUCGAUUCUGAGGAAGAAGAAACUAUAAGCGAGACAUGCUAUAAAAUGUGAAAUAGAUAGGAAUUAUUUGAAUACAACAUUAGUAAAGAUUAAAAUCUUAUGUCACUCGUUAAAUGUCUCAUUCCUUGCAUCACCAAUAGAAUUCUGUUAUAUCAAUUAGAAAAAUAUUGAUAUAAUAGUUAUAACCUUAUUAUAUAGAGUAGUUUUUAAUUGAUAUGUUACAAUUCUAUUAAUAAGAAAGAGAAUGAGACGAGUGAUGAAAACAUAAGAUUCUACUCAUUAUUAGGGGCAUCAUCUACUAUACUUUUAUGUUUUAAAGGUGUUUGUUCCUUGUAAUAGUUAUAAUCUUCCUCUGAUCACAAGCCACUUGCUGAAGUGCUUUCAAAAAUAAUGCAAGUGGCUUUUCCAAUGUGGCUUUGAUUGUGGUUAUCAUUAUUAACCUUUUAGAUUUGGUUCCUAAUGGGAGCUUUUCUUUUAUGGCGCGCACUGAAGUGCUUUUUA
This is a messenger RNA of Lotus japonicus, 1478 nucleotides long. RefSeq lists its product as uncharacterized. The record is from RefSeq and is a predicted model, not a curated record. The transcript is spliced from 2 exons. Lineage: Eukaryota; Viridiplantae; Streptophyta; Magnoliopsida; Fabales; Fabaceae. Bases 194 to 904 code for a protein of 236 amino acids.